Messenger RNA from Hyaena hyaena (striped hyena), 3135 nucleotides. It is a transcript of the gene BEND4, whose product is annotated as BEN domain containing 4. The record is from RefSeq and is a predicted model, not a curated record. Bases 1 to 1611 code for a protein of 536 amino acids. NCBI's taxonomy places the organism in Eukaryota, Metazoa, Chordata, Mammalia, Carnivora, Hyaenidae. Gene Ontology annotation, molecular function: DNA binding. The transcript has 5 exons.
AUGGAGGAGGAGAUGCAGCCGGCGGAGGAGGGGCCCAGCGUCCCCAAAAUCUACAAGCAGCGCAGCCCCUACAGCGUCCUCAAGACGUUCCCCAGCAAGAGACCGGCGCUGGCCAAGCGCUACGACAGACCCACCCUGGUGGAGCUGCCGCACGUCCGGCCGCCGCCGCCCCCGCCGCCCUUCGCGCCGCACGCCGCCGUCUCCAUCAGCAGCAGCGAGCCGCCGCCGCCGCCGCCGCCGCAGCAGUUCCAGGCGCAGAGCACUUACCCCCCCGGGCCCGGCCGGGCGGCCGCCGCCGCCUCCUCGUCGUCUCCGUCGUGCACGCCCGCCGCGUCCCAGGGCCACCUGAGGACUUCGGCGCCUCCGCCGGCGGCCCCCGCCGCCUCAUCAUCCUCGUCCUUCGCCGCCGUCGUCAGGUAUGGCCCGGGCCCGGCGGCCGCCGCGGGCAGCAGCAGCGCGGGCAGCGACGGCGCCAGCCUGGAGCUCAGCGCAGAGAGUCGUAUGAUCUUGGAUGCCUUUGCCCAGCAGUGCAGUCGAGUUCUUAGUCUCUUAAAUUGUGGAGGAAAACUACUGGACUCCAACCAUUCUCAAUCCAUGAUUUCUUGUGUCAAGCAGGAAGGCUCGAGUUACACCGAGAGACAGGAGCAGUGUCACAUCGGGAAAGGGGUCCACAGUCAGACCUCAGAUAAUGUAGACGUAGACAUGCAAUAUAUUCAAAGGAAACAACAGACUUCUGCCUUCUUGAGGGUUUUCACUGACUCCCUACAAAAUUACCUGCUCUCGGGGAGCUUUCCGACUCCAAACACCUCAUCGGUCAGUGAGUAUGGCCACCUGGCCGACGUGGAUCCUCUGUCCACCUCCCCCGUGCAUACACUAGGUGGCUGGACCUCCCCGGCGACAUCCGAAUCCCAUGGUCACCCAUCCUCUUCUACGCUGCCAGAGGAGGAAGAGGAGGAGGAAGAGGAAGGCUACUGUCCCAGAUGCCAAGAGCUGGAGCAGGAGGUUAUUUCACUGCAACAAGAAAAUGAAGAGCUCCGGCGGAAAUUAGAGAGCAUCCCAGUGCCCUGCCAGACUGUUCUGGAUUACUUGAAGACCGUGCUGCAGCAUCACAACCAGCUCCUGGUCCCGCAGCCCGCCGACCAGCCCGCCGAGGGAAGCAAGCAGCUGUUGAACAACUAUCCUGUCUACAUAACGAGCAAACAGUGGGACGAGGCGGUAAAUUCUUCAAAGAAAGAUGGGAGACGGCUCCUUCGAUACCUCAUCAGAUUUGUUUUCACAACCGAUGAGCUUAAGUACUCAUGCGGCCUUGGGAAAAGGAAAAGGUCAGUGCAGUCAGGAGAGACAGGUCCUGAAAGACGCCCUCUGGAUCCAGUUAAAGUAACAUGCCUCCGAGAAUUCAUUAGGAUGCACUGUACCUCCAACCCCGACUGGUGGAUGCCCUCGGAGGAACAGAUAAACAAAGUGUUCAGCGACGCCGUGGGUCAUGCCCGGCAGGGGCGGGCUGUAGGGACUUUCCUGCACAACGGUGGCUCGUUUUAUGAAGGGAUCGAUCACCAGGCUUCCCAGGAUGAGGUCUUCAAUAAAAAUUCCCAGGAUGGGUCUGGGGAUUAGUGGACAAAAUCUUUACACUGUAGUAGCUGGUCCUCUGAAGAGUUCCAGUUGUCAGCGUCCUGUUACCAUCACCUCAGAGUCCAAAGCAUGUCCUCCUCGCAGACUUUCCACAUCCCAAACCGUAACUCUCUUGACCCUCUGCCACACUUCCCAAAUAGAAAUCCAUUUUAGGGUUGUUUGGGAAGUCUCUGGACCCUACUACAGACUUUCAAGAUAUUAUAAAAGAAAAAAACGAGAUUUUGAAUGAUUACUAGCUAGACAGUGAAGGUGAAAAGAAUAGGCGAGCUCCUGGUCACCUGUCUGAAAUCAUCAAGUGAGCACUGCUUCCUGAGCAGAGCUGGUCCUCACAGAUUGGGGUAGAGUGCCUGCCCAUGACAGGAGGUAGAGAUCUGGAGUUAUUUUAAGGGACAAUGAACAAACAUUCUCUGACUUUAAUUCAAAUUAGUUGUCUGUUUUCCAAAGGCUUGAAUUCAUACUUCUCAGCGAAGACAUGGGUUAGGUGACCUUGUAGGCUGUUUCUACAUUGAUAAAGCCUAUAUUAAAAACAAGCCAGAGAAAAGACACCGCUAGACAGUGAUUAAGUGGAAAUCAGCUGGGUUAUUUUUCAGGUAUUUUAACCCCCUAGAGUUCUACCACGUUGAUCAGAAAGCCACCGUGUGAUCUCUGGGGUUUACAAACAGUAAGUUUUUGUUAUGUCAGUCAAGAAACCUCCAGGAUCCAAAACCCUUUUCAAAAGCUUGAUUUUGUAGGUUCAUAGACUCACAGCUUCCAUGGCCUUCACGCGGCCUCUGGUGACACAUUGCCAGAGUGAUGGGCUGAGCGAUGAGAAUGUCAGUUGGUUGGUUGGUUGGCGCACUGAAGAGCAAACAAGUGGGGGACUGAUGGGAGUUGCUGAAUUGACCAGAUGUUCUGGAAUUGUAUACACACAGCUUCAAGGCCGUCCCGACAGCUAUGCAAUGGGCUUGCCUGUAAUUUCUCUGAAAUGUGAGGGUCAUUCUGUGCUGAGUUGAUCUUUAGAAUUUGCAUCAAACUUUUGUUACUUGUUGUCAUUGACGAAAAUGUUUCAUCCCAGUGUUUUGUGCCUCCUUCCGGCUCAGCGUUCCCUUGAGCUACAAGCUCUGGCUGAGUUACCACUAAACCACUCCCACUUGUUUUCCCCUGUUUCCUUUGUUGAGCUCCAUCUGGAGAGUGAGUGCUGUCUUUGGGCGCAUUCCUUACCUGUACCGUGGAGGUGCUAGAACCUGGUUCUGAGGGCUUCAGGUCUGGGUGGCAGGAAAGGCUUCCUCCAUCACGCGUAUUGACGGUUCCGCGCUUCGUAGAGGAUAGGGCUGCAUGGGCGGAAGUUACUACAAGUUAUUAAUGUCAUCUACAAACCUGACUAAGGGUGUGAAAAUUGGCUGGAAAUUCAUUGAAGGUUUAUGAGGAUCCAUUUAUAAAGAGGUUUUUGUAACCAUUUUCUGUGAGACAAUAAGCUAUCCUUUAUGUUCAAUACUUAGCACCAGCUAUGUUCACAGCUCUGGAAAU